This is a messenger RNA of Musa acuminata AAA Group (dessert banana), 3885 nucleotides long. Its product is annotated as protein IMPAIRED IN BABA-INDUCED STERILITY 1-like. Gene Ontology annotation, molecular function: RNA polymerase II CTD heptapeptide repeat kinase activity; ATP binding. The record is from RefSeq and is a predicted model, not a curated record. Bases 1449 to 3506 code for a protein of 685 amino acids. Gene Ontology annotation, biological process: protein phosphorylation; positive regulation of transcription elongation by RNA polymerase II. NCBI's taxonomy places the organism in Eukaryota, Viridiplantae, Streptophyta, Magnoliopsida, Zingiberales, Musaceae. Gene Ontology annotation, cellular component: cyclin-dependent protein kinase holoenzyme complex; nucleus. The transcript is spliced from 9 exons.
AGAUGUUUGAACUGUUGUAUGGCAAUGACCAAAAAGAUACGGAGAAGAUAUGGAUCGGCUUAGUUCAGGUGGAUGCUCACAUCGAUUUACUUUGACUGCAUUGUGUUGAUUUUUUUUUUUUUUUAAGGGAAGGUAGUCUUUUCAGCUUUGUAGGGAUAUUUAGAAUGUUAAUCGAUGUAGAACAUGCCAUCAUCGAGAAUGUGUUUAGUAAUCAAAUCCAUCUCUUCAGCCAUUGGCUUUGGAGUUUUGAUUCAUUGCAGAGAAGUUGAGAACAGCUUAUGUUGAGCAUGAUUUGAUCUUUCUUUUGUCAUAAUUUUCCAGCUUGUUGGCAUGUUUAUUGAACUCAAUAAAUCAUGUAUAAGAUUUAUUCAUUCCUCAUAUCUAAUGCCCAAAUUGCAAUUCUCUCACCAAGCAUUCUUCAUCAUAAUUCUCUUCCCCUUGAUGGAGUAGAUUCAAGACAGACUGUUGAGCAGCCAAUAGCAACCAUUCAAGCUGAGGAAAGAACAUGAUGGUAGAUGGUCACUCAUCAUCCAUAUAUAAAAGUUCUUAUGGUAGAGAAUCAUGCGUGAAACUUUUGCAGUCUGUGACUAAAAGUUCAUGAAUUAAGCAGUAUGAAUAAAUGAAUCCCUCAUCUCAUAUCAUCAUCCUUACAUUUUGCGAAUGCUAGAAAUUUUCACUGUUCCAACACCUGCCUGUGGACAAAUAGUAUCCUUCUGAAAGCAACCUCAAAAAAUCCCCACCAAAAAAGCCCUGUUUGAUUGGUCCAUGUUGGUGGUGAUCCACUUCGACUUCACCUUCGAUGGAGGCGAGCCACCGUUGCCUCCAUCACCCCUCUUCUUCCUCAGGCGGACAAUCACCGCCUCCUCUCGUCAGCAACUGUAGCUUCAAGCAAAGAUCAGAUGCUUCCAGCUGCUUGCUUGCUUGCUUACUUGCUCUCAUUUCAUAUGAGAGGCUGCUUUUUUGCGCGGGAAAUGGAGGAGGUUUCAUCGGCUCCUCCCGCGGCAAUCUCGGAGUUCGUUCGUUGGCAGAACGGACGUCGAUGAUAACGAGAAGAAAAGAACCGUAAAGAUCCUAUCUUUGAAGAUAAAUAUCUCAUCUUUGCUAUCUUUGGGGAGGGGGGGAUCUCACCGUUCUUGAAUCCCCUGUCCGUCCUAUUCUUUCUCCGGUUCUUGUGCCUUCUUCCCCAGUUAAUCUCGCCAGAGGAAGGCGAUACGCGGGAGGGACCUAAUCAUCACUGCGGAGGAGAAAGAGAAGCGAAGGUAAUAAAGAUCCCACUUUUCUAUCUUUAGUUAGAACCUCUCGGGGUUCUCCUUUGCCUCCUGUUCUUCUUCCCUUUCUCGGUUCCCUUCCCCAUCUCUCCAAGUGGGUGUUUCUCCCUUCCUCGGGAGGUAAUUCCUCCACCUGGAUUCCCCGAUUGCACGCCGGCAGCCGGCCGAUCGUAGGCCGUGAUGGGUUGCGUAGCGUCGAAGAACGCGGCCCCUCUUACGCCGGCAUUUGUCUCCUCGGGCGUCUCGGGAACCCUCGAGACCUCGGGAGAGUUCCAAUCUUCGCCGUCGUUCUGGAACCGCCCUCAGCUUGCCAACUAUGAGUUCGGUGACUGUAGCGAGUCAGGGGAGUCUGGGAAAAUGAGCUCCUCCGGCAACAGCUCCGUUAGCUUUCGGCUGUGGAACUUGAAUCGGAGCAGCGAAGGGGAGCAGAUUGCCGCGGGAUGGCCUGCGUGGCUCAGCGCCGUCGCCGGGGAAGCCAUUCAGGGAUGGGUGCCCCUCAAAGCUGACUCCUUCGAGAAAUUGGAGAAGAUCGGGCAAGGUACCUAUAGCAGUGUGUUUAGAGCAUGUGAGAUCGAGACAGGGAGGAUUGUUGCCCUGAAGAAGGUGCGCUUCGACAAUUUUGAUCCUGAGAAUGUUAGGUUUAUGGCAAGGGAGAUACAGAUCCUCCGCAGGCUUGAUCAUCCAAAUGUCAUAAAACUGGAGGGCUUAAUUACUUCUCGGUUGUCGUGCAGUAUAUAUCUUGUUUUAGAAUACAUGGAGCAUGAUCUUGCAGGGUUGUCAUCUUGUCCUGACAUCAAACUCAGUGAACCACAGGUCAAAUGCUAUAUGCACCAAUUGCUAUCUGGACUACAACAGUGUCAUUCACAUGGUGUCAUACACCGCGACAUCAAAUGCGCAAAUCUUUUGGUUAACAAUGAGGGAAUUCUGAAGAUUGCUGAUUUUGGUUUGGCAAACAUCUUGGAUCCUAAGGAUAAGCAACCACUAACCAGUCGAGUUGUGACGUUAUGGUAUCGGCCACCUGAGCUUCUCCUGGGAUCAACAGACUACGAGCCAUCCGUAGAUCUGUGGAGCGUUGGAUGUGUAUUUGCAGAACUUUUCUUUGGGGAGCCUAUCUUGCAAGGAAGAACUGAGGUUGAGCAACUACAUAAAAUCUUUAAGCUCUGUGGCUCUCCACCGGAAGAAUUUUGGAACAAAUCCAGCCUGCCCCGUGAAACUAUUUUUAAGCCUCAUCCUUAUGAAAAUUGCAUCCGAGAGACAUUUCGCUUUUUACCAGAUAGUGCAUUUAAGUUGCUACAGACACUUCUAUCUAUUGAGCCCAAUAAACGUGGCACAGCUUCUACUGCUCUUACUUCUGAGUACUUCAGGACAAAGCCUUAUGCAUGUGAUCCAUCCAGCUUGCCAAAAUACCAGCCUAACAAAGAAAUCGAUGCAAAGUUUCGGGAGGAGUCACAAAGGAGGAUUGUCAAGAGCAGAUCACACAUUGUAGAGGCCACAAGAAAACCUUCAAGAGCACUUAAGCCUUCACGAGAAUCAAAUGCCCUAGCAAAGAUAGCAUCUCACAAAGAGGGUUCAAGAAAUGCUCAAGGAAUGAAUAGAAGUGGCAAAAAAAGAAAGAUUCCAGUAGCAAAUGAUAAUAAAAGAUUAUUGGUUGAUCUGCAGCCGACGCCAAGUCUUACAUUUCGAGAUGAGGGUAGACAUGUCAAGCAAAUCCCUCAAAGAGGUCUUCCUUCCUCAGGGCUGCUGGACGUUUCUGCCUCUACCAGCUUUGCACGGACAAAGAGACCAAAAGAAGACCAACGACACAUCAAAUCUCAUGCUGGAUCCAGAUCUAGACAGGUCGAAUUGGAAAAGUUUAACCCAUCAAAUGUUUCACAGGCUAAAAGUACUUUCAAGUUAAAUGGAGUAGGAAAUGGAGAUCUUCAACAUGUACCCUAUUCCAGCUCAAAAGGCCAUAAGCCCUAUGAGUUGACAAGAAAUGCAACGCUGAAGCAUUGGAUACCUCCAGACUUUCAGGACUCAGUAUAUUCUUUGAGCGCCCAUCCUUCUCAAGAUUUGUCAGAAGGAGCAGUAAUGCCUAGGAACAGGAGCUUGGGUUAUCGAGAAGAAAAAGUAGAUCUGUCAGGGCCUCUACUCCUCCAAUCACAAAGGGUUGAUGAAUUUCUAGAGAAGCACGAAUGGAAAAUCCACAAAGCUGUUCGAAAGUCAUGGUUCCAAAGAGGGAAAAAACAGGGACGCUAAGAAUUGGCUGCGGUGUUGCUUUUUAUCAGAAGAGAUGGGCGCCUCCAGUAUCACCAGCAAGAUUUCCUUGGAAGCGUACGACGGACAAAGAUCAAAUCAGAUUCGGGUUAAGUGAUACGCUGGUAACUGAAUUCAGGGCUUGAUCUUUUCCGACACUGAUCCCGCUGGGAUUUUCGACUUAAGAUGUUUAAUGAGCACGAAAGCUUUUAACACAAAACGAGUCAUGUUCUUAUGAUUUGCGGCUAAAUUGAGAUUGCAGAAAUCGACUUGUAGGGACUUUUAGUGCUUUAAAGAAAGGCCUGCGUGCAGGUGAAGAAUCUGUAAAGAUAGUGUACAUAAACAUCGAUGGUUCAAAUUUUCCUUUCAGAAUGAAUGGAUA